Messenger RNA from Argiope bruennichi, 2180 nucleotides. Its product is annotated as maternal embryonic leucine zipper kinase-like. The coding region runs from base 107 to 2026 and encodes 639 amino acids. The transcript is spliced from 17 exons. Gene Ontology annotation, biological process: protein phosphorylation; microtubule cytoskeleton organization; intracellular signal transduction. Gene Ontology annotation, molecular function: tau-protein kinase activity; ATP binding; protein serine/threonine kinase activity. The record is from RefSeq and is a predicted model, not a curated record. Lineage: Eukaryota; Metazoa; Arthropoda; Arachnida; Araneae; Araneidae. Gene Ontology annotation, cellular component: cytoplasm.
GUUUACUUCGUAAAAUGUAUAAUAUCAAUGUGGCAGGUGGUAUAUGAGGAAAAUAACUGACCUAUUUUGAAAAAUUUUAGGAGGAGUUCUACCAACAAUAGCAAAUAUGCCAGAAAAAACCUCCUGUUAUGCUGUUUUGGAAGGAAAAUAUAUCCUUCAUAAAACAUUAGGCACAGGAGGUUUUGCUAAAGUAAAACUUGCAACUCAUGUACUUACUGGUGAGAAAGUGGCAAUUAAAAUCAUGAAUAAAGCAUCCCUAGGAGAUGAUCUCCCUAGGGUACAGCUAGAAAUUGAAGCAUUGAAAAUAUUAAAUCAUCCUAAUAUCUGCAAACUAUAUCAAGUCAUUGAAACAGAGAAGAAUUAUUUUAUAGUUUUAGAGUAUUGUCCUGGAGGAGAGUUGUUUGAUUAUAUUAUUGAGAGAGAUCGUGUUACAGAGAAGGAAGCAAGAGUUUUUUUCAGACAAAUAAUUGCUGCUGUUGCUUUCAUCCAUGAAAAAGGCUAUGCUCAUCGUGAUUUAAAACCAGAAAACCUUUUGUUGGAUAAUGAACAAAACUUAAAAUUAAUAGAUUUUGGACUGUGCGCUAAGCCUAAAACUGGAAUGCAACAACAACUUGAGACUUGCUGUGGAAGUCCAGCAUAUGCUGCUCCUGAGCUGAUCACUGGUGAUAAUUAUAAUGGAAAUAAAGUUGACAUCUGGAGUAUGGGUGUUUUACUGUAUGCACUUCUGUGUGGUUUCUUGCCAUUUGAUGAUGAAAAUGUAACAAAACUUUACAAGAAAAUACAGAAGGGCAGAUACUUUUGUCCAUUAUGGUUAUCAAGUGAAAGCAAGGAAAUGUUGCAACAGAUGUUACAAGUUGAUCCUAAUAAAAGGAUAUCAAUUGAAGGACUAAAAUCUCAUCCAUGGAUUUUGAAUGGAUUUGAAUCUUCAAAUUGGGAUUCAUACAAAGAAGUGGAAGAAUUUGAUCCUGACUGUUUAGCAGAAUUGGCUGUAUAUUAUAAACGGUCAAUGAGAUCCAUUGAAAUUUCUUUAAAUCAAAGUAAAUUUGAUUAUUUAGAUGCUACUUAUCAUCUUUUAUUGUUAAAGAAAAGAUCUGGAAAACCACUUUUGCUGCGUAGGCAACAAUCUAUACUUAAAGAAUCAAAGUUCAGCAACAAUAUAUCUAGUGUUUUUGAUACAUCUCCUAUGUUAAAGACAGUUUCAAUGGAUAGCAUUAUGGAUUCAGAAUUGCUUGCAUUGGGAAGCCCUCAGAAGCUGUCUGAGACUUCUGUGCAUUCAUCUAAAACAGCUUCACCAAGUAUUGUUACUCCUAAUAAUAAAUCUGACAAAGAAAAUUUUGUUUUGCCACAAGUACCAUCUGCUAAGAAAAAUAAGAGAUCAACGACUUCUGUUAUUAAGAAUAAAUUGAUUUGUAAUGAAAACUGUGGAUUAAGGUCACCGACAGCGUUAGCUUUUUCUGCCUCUUUGGACACAGCUGUGAAUGAAAUUGGUGAACCUUCAUCAGUUAUUAUUCCAUUAUAUACAUCAGAUAAAAGAGCUAAAUCCUUUGAAUCUCCUACAUUAUGUUCAAUGACACCGAAGCGCCGACCUCCAAGACAUAUAGGAUCUUCUGCUAAAAAGGUUUUCGGUAGUAUUGAAAAAGGAUUAGAUUGUGUGAAAAAUCUUCUAACUCCAAAAAAGAGAAUGUGUGGACCUCUUGUACCACGUCAAGUGAAGAAUCUUUGUAAUGUCUCUGCUACAAAUGAUAAAGUGACCCCAGAAGAAGUUUUAGAAUCACUCCAGAAUGCCUUGAUGCGAAAAGGAAUUUCUUGCAAACAGAAAGGAUUUACAUUGCGUGGUAAGAUUUGUGAAGGAAAGAAGAUCCAGCUUCGAUUUGAAUUAGAAGUUUGUCAACUUCCUAAGCAUCAACAUGCUGUUGGAGUCAAGAGAAAAAGGUUGCAAGGCGAUGCAUGGCGUUAUAAGAGAGUUUGUGAAGAAGUUCUUCGACUUGCUCUUCUUGAUGCCAGCAUUGCAACAACUGAUGUGUAGUUAUAUUUAAUCAAUUUUUAACUUGUAUAUAGUAUUGGUUUAAUUUUUAAUCAAGAGCAUCAGCACUCAUCCACAUACUUAACUGUACUUUUGACCUGGAUGGAAAAAAAACUAAUGAAAGUUUGUAAAUAUUUUUUUGCAGUAUUAAUUUGUA